CUUUCUUUUUACUUCUUGGUUUUUUUGCACCGUCUACCAACUUUUACCCUACCUGACCGUGAAACUGAGCUGGCUUAAGUUCACCUUUUAUUUUCCGCAAAUAGUGGCGAACAGACUGGCUGCUCCAAACCCACGAUCCACUACUUGAAGGGCCCAAUGGGUUACGUCGGAUCGAGGCACUGUGGUUCACUUAUAUCAGGAGUACACGUUAACGUUGAAGCUGGCACGAUCGAAACUACGGGCAAGCUUGGUAACUAUGGACAACUUCCACUGGUCAGAAACUGCGCCAUAUCUCAGGGCAUUAUUCAUCCACAAUUUGCAAGCUUCAUCGCCCAAAAAUACACAACUGCACCAAAACUAACGGCCACAAGCCUCAUGCUAACCUCUGUACCACAGCUGAACCUGGUGCGAUCAAUAGCCUCGAGUCAACGUCAUUGUGCUCCAAUAACUGGUGAUCACGUGCGUCUAUGGCAAGCCGAGCGAGUUACUUCUGCUAUCCUAAUAGGACUUCUGCCUGCUUGCAUCUUGCUUGAGAAUCCAUUUGUCGACGUAACGUUAUCUGUCUUCAUGGUCAUGCACAGUCACUGGGGUUUGGAAGCAAUAGUAAUCGACUAUGCUCGACCGAUAGUUGUGGGUAAUAUCGUCCCAAAAAUAGCUCAUUUUGCACUGAAUCUUUUUUCUGCCGCUACACUAGCUGGUCUGCUUUUGCUAAUUUAUAAUGGUCCGGGUUUGGGGAAAACUGUGAAGAAUCUGUGGACUGUUGGCAAAAGUGAAGCUGCAAAAUAGAAAAGAGAAAAAAUAACAAUUACGCGUGUUCACGUUUUGUGUAAAAGAAGAAAACGACAAUAUACGACUAUUGUUUUAAGUUAUUAGAAAUUAUAUAGUUGGUAAAAAAAAAAAAAUUUACCAUUGAAUAAAUUAUUGUUUGCCAUGAUAAAUGAAUGUAGCUCAUUAUUUCGUACAUGAAGAAAAGAUUCGGCAUAU
Messenger RNA from Neodiprion fabricii, 984 nucleotides. It is a transcript of the gene SdhD, whose product is annotated as succinate dehydrogenase [ubiquinone] cytochrome b small subunit, mitochondrial. Bases 157 to 786 code for a protein of 209 amino acids. Gene Ontology annotation, cellular component: membrane; mitochondrial envelope. The transcript is spliced from 4 exons. Gene Ontology annotation, biological process: tricarboxylic acid cycle; mitochondrial electron transport, succinate to ubiquinone. The record is from RefSeq and is a predicted model, not a curated record. Gene Ontology annotation, molecular function: heme binding; ubiquinone binding. Lineage: Eukaryota; Metazoa; Arthropoda; Insecta; Hymenoptera; Diprionidae.